UCCAAUAUGGAGGCCCUGAGUAAAGGCCGAGAUAUAAGCCUCUCUGCUUUGAAGCAAAAUGAUCCUUUCAUCUCAAGUAUCGUUGAUGUGACCAGCCAAGUUGCGUUGUACACUUUUAACCCAAAGGCUAGUGAGUGGGAGAAGACUGAUGUAGAAGGUACUUUGUUUGUAUAUACCAGGUCAGCAUCUCCUUACCAUGGCUUUACAAUCAUGAAUCGACUUAACAUGAAAAAUUUAGUUGAACCCAUCAACAAAGAUCUUGAGUUUCAACUCCAAGACCCAUUUCUUCUCUAUAGAAAUUCAAACUUGUCCAUUUACAGCAUCUGGUUUUAUGACAAGAAUGACUGUCAACGAAUUGCACAACUCAUGUCAAAGGUAGUACAAAUGGAAGCACAGCGAGCUCAGCAAGAAUCUCCAGGGAGAACCACUCCAAACAAGCCCAGUGGAUAUGAUGAAGAAAAUCCUAUUGACAUCUUAGACAUGCUUUGCAGAGCCAAGGAAGAGUAUGAACAAACAUGUCAAUUUGGUGACUCCAGUAUCUUAUCAAGUUCUCCAGGCAUACACAACUCUGUAGGCCUAGCAGUGAAAAAGUCAAUAGACGAACCCACCUCCUCUCCAGCCCAGCACCACAACAAGCAUAUUCUUUCAGGUACCAAACAUUUGACAGUAGAGGAGUUAUUUGGAACACCUGUUUCAAAAGAGCAUUUAAUGAAUUCUAACCAAGAAAUAUUAUUGACAACGCAGCCAGACACCAAAUUAAGAAGUCAAAACUUAGGUUUGCUAUUCCCUUAUGAACAUGCGACAGAACUUAAGCAGUUGGGAAGCCCUGACAGUCUAAAUAAUAAAAUCAACUUUUCCCGAUCAAAUUACCAAGAAGAUGCUGCACAAGUGUUGAUGACACCAGCUGCUCUCCAAAAAUCUGAUGUAAAAACCAAUCCUUUGUACAAUAUUUCUGCCAGUCCCCUCUUUCAAUCUUCGCUAACUUUUGAAGCUACUUCUAAUCAGAGUGUAGCCACCAUCAACACGAAUAGCCACAGUCAGAAUUUGCAACAAGAAGUCAAAACAGUAUCACCACUGAUGUGCCCAGCUUCUUCUGAAAUAACAUGCACUAACCAGAACCUGCCUUCAGGAAGUAAUCCAACUCCACAGAACAGCUCUGGUGAAAGAAGCACUUCAGAUAUUGGAUCUCAAGGUCAUGAGCUGCUUCAGAAACUCAAACUGACACAACAGCAUGAUCAGCAGCAUCUCGGCAAACCAUCAUUAGCGGCCAAUUUUUCUCCAAUACUUGUUACACCAGAAAGUUUUAAAGAACCAAACGUAAGGACCACAGAAACUUCAUUACAGGUGGUUCUCACACCAACUACCACCUCCUCAGUUGGUCCAUCCAUGCUUUUGUCUCCUGGUAUGUUCAAGCAUUCAACCGGAAUGAUUUCAGAAACUGAAAGGAAAUACGGUUCAACUUCCCCUUUAACAUUGGCAUCAGAAUCUCGAUCUUCACCGCUACCAACUGUUCUCAGUAAGACUCAGCUUCAGGAAGCAUUAACUCAUCUAAUAAAGAAUGACUCUGAUUUUCUGAACACAAUCCAUGAAGCCUAUCUACAAAUUCUUCGAAAGAAUGUAGGUAAUAUCAAAUUAUGAAGAACAACCUACUUUGAACUACAGGAGUAACAGGUCUUCACAAGUACAAAUAAUGCAAAUUGCUGUACUGAGCAACAUUAUACUGUGAGAAUACAACUUUACUUCACGAUACUAAUUGUCUUGACUUCUACAUUUGUAUUUUGUGAGCAUCAGUCUUUGUUUACAUCUAAAAGGUAUUACUGUAUUUUCAGUUUAAAUAUCAUAAGCACUUCUCAAAAUAUUUGGUAAAACAGAUGUGUGUGUGUAUAUAUUAUACA
Molecule: messenger RNA, 1895 nt
Organism: Hemiscyllium ocellatum (epaulette shark)
Lineage: Eukaryota; Metazoa; Chordata; Chondrichthyes; Orectolobiformes; Hemiscylliidae
Gene: dcp1a
Product: decapping mRNA 1A
Exons: 9
Coding region: 7-1638 (543 amino acids)
Biological process (GO): deadenylation-dependent decapping of nuclear-transcribed mRNA; positive regulation of catalytic activity; deadenylation-independent decapping of nuclear-transcribed mRNA
Cellular component (GO): P-body
Molecular function (GO): enzyme activator activity; mRNA binding
Source: RefSeq, a predicted model, not a curated record